UCCUUAGUUCAGGAAAGAUUCUUCCUCUCAGUUCAGAGAUGCCUGCUGAAAAGGUUGAAGAGACUUCCAUGGGCAUGGUAAAAGCAGAAAUGUCUGCCCCAGACCACCUUCCAGAGGGAGACAUGGGUAAAAAGCAUCAAGGAAAAUGUCUCAGAAUCAUCUCCACUGAGCCUCCUGCUAAGCUUUACUGCUGCUAUGUAGUGAUCAUGGUUCUCACUGUAGCUGUAAUUGCACUUUCUGUUGCCUUGUCAGGAUUUAGAAGACCUUUAGAAGAACAGUGCUUUCCUUCUGCUCAUUUAAAGGAUGAAAAAGUUGAAGUGAGAAAGGAAAAACCAGUCAUGUUGACCCCUGGAUCUUGCUAUGCGAACUGCCCAAAUGGCUGGCUUGGAUUUGGAAGCAAAUGUUUUUAUUUUUCUGAAGAAGCGAGAAACUGGACAGUCAGCCAGGCCUACUGUAGGGCACAGGCAGCUGAACUAGCUCGAUUUGACAGCCUGGAGGAGCUGAAUUUCCUCAAGAGAUGUGCAUCGCAUACUGCCCACUGGAUUGGCUUGUAUAGAGAGUCAUUGCAACACCCUUGGAAGUGGAUAGACAACACUGAAUAUAAUAAUUUGGAACCUGUUUUUGGAGGUGGCCAUAUGGGUACAGUGGCUAGCUAUAUAAUCGCCAAUCACGACAGCUACUCAAGAGAAUAUUGGAUUUGUAACAAGUUCAACAGCCGUACUUUACACUACUCAAUGUCCAUUGUUCUUUAAUCUAAGGGUCUAGGAAAUCAACCUGUCAUCUUAUCUCAGCAGAGACCUACAAGCACCAGGCUUUGGAAUCAGUUAGCAUUUUCCUUGUUAGUCAACAAUUACAGACCCUCAGUAUUUUCUUGUCAGCUGGGGAUGUCUCUGAACUUGAAUCUGGGCAGACAUGAGCUUCCUGACACCCUUCCCUUCCCAUUGUCAUAUGUUAUAUAGCCCAUUUACUAUAUAACAGCCUCUGAGAGGGAAUAAAUGAGACAGC
This is a messenger RNA of Chionomys nivalis (European snow vole), 1005 nucleotides long. RefSeq names its product C-type lectin domain family 2 member E-like. The record is from RefSeq and is a predicted model, not a curated record. Gene Ontology annotation, cellular component: external side of plasma membrane. The transcript has 7 exons. NCBI's taxonomy places the organism in Eukaryota, Metazoa, Chordata, Mammalia, Rodentia, Cricetidae. The coding region runs from base 39 to 752 and encodes 237 amino acids.